Cladophialophora psammophila CBS 110553 is the source of this 2844-nucleotide messenger RNA. RefSeq lists its product as uncharacterized. The transcript is spliced from 3 exons. Lineage: Eukaryota; Fungi; Ascomycota; Eurotiomycetes; Chaetothyriales; Herpotrichiellaceae. The record is from RefSeq and is a predicted model, not a curated record. The coding region runs from base 1 to 2844 and encodes 947 amino acids.
AUGAAUUCAAGGAUUCUAAUCGGCAUCGCCUUUGCCUUGCGUCUUUUCGUAUCUGUCUCCUGCUAUGGCACGACAAUCUCCGUUGGGAUCAGCUACUGUCCUGCAACAUAUACGAGCUCAAGCACCAGCAGCGGCUCAUCGACGACCCCUACGAUCAUCCCUGGAGAGCCGGUUUAUCUCACAUUUGCCUUGGGUGGCUUCACCGAAUACCUCACUGGCAAUGGAAUGAUCACCAAUGACGCGCAGCAAGCCGCACCAUUCGCUGUUACACCUUUUGGCCAGUUGAUGAGCGCAGGCAAUUAUGUAUCGACCUCUGGAGACGUGUCAUCGCAGCCAUUCGCAGCUUCCCCAGAGACACCAGUCAUGAAGAGGCUGCCUCGGAUUUUCACACUGUUCUCCAUAUCAGAGAAUGACAUGCUUGUCUGGAAGAACGAUGCGUUCGUUGGUGGACAGGCUAUCUUCUGCGUCUCUGGCUCGACGCUUGUCAUCGUGUUCAAUGGAGUGCUGCCACAGGGCUGUAUCAGUGUACAAAUCGGUGUCAUUCCUACAGGAAAUGUCAAUCCAUCUUCGACCUCGUCAGCCACAGCCUUGUCCCAAUCAAGCACGAUCACGACCUCGGCUAUGUCCACAUCGAUGCAGCCACCACCAAGCAGUUCGGUGUCAACUUCUGGCACUGUCGAUUCCAUGUCUACGACCGCCUCGUUCUCAGAAUCGUCGGUUUCUACUUCAGGCACAUCAAUGUCAUCUCCCUCGCCGACUGAUAUAACAAGCUCGUCGUACAUGCCUGAAUCUUCCUCAAGUCCGGUCCUAUCUUCAACAACACUUUCCGCAUAUCCAGCCCCGACAACGACCGGUACACCGAACUGCUAUGACCGCUCGCCGUUUGACGGCACUGUUAACAAUGAUUAUCUGAUUUUGUGCGAUACCGACCUCCCCGGAUUUGAUCUUGAUGUGGUUCCGGCGACUGAUAUCGCUGAAUGUAUUGAUGCAUGCAGCUCACACGUUCCUGGAUCCCAGGGGCCUUGUGUUGCGGUCGAGUUUGAUAUUCUUGCCAACACGAAUCCAUGCCAUCUCAAAUUCGACAUUGGCACCGUCAAUAGAGGAGCCAAUUCAUUUGCACAAGCUGCGAUAGUUGUCAACCGGCCAUACUCUCCCAACAUUGUCUUUUCGGAUACUGGCGUUUCUAGCAGCCAAACGAGCGAAACCAAAUCGUCAACAUUUGUGUCUGGAAUCUCCACAACAACAAAUGUUGUAUCUACUCUGACCGCCUCAUCGUCAAUUCCGUCCGUCGGUCCGAACACUUCUACUUACGUUUCGCCUACCUCGAGUAUGCAGCAAAAUCCCCCAUCCACCACCCCCAGUAGCAGUCCGUCGUCUAUGUCAUCCACAGCUGCAGGAACAAGCAGCCAGGCAAGCCCCAGCUCUGGCCCUACUAGUUCGUCUGGGCCAAACUCGGCCUCGACUGGCCAACAACAAUCCAGCACGAUGACGACCUUAAGAAGUUCUUUGAGUUCUUCUUCUAGCCUAACCCCUGUCGGCUCUUCACCUGGUCCACGCUCGCCCACCUCAUCAUUGAUGUCUGUUAGUGGCAGCAGUGUAUCCACGGCCCAGCCCGCAUCCUCAGGCCCAGCUACAGCCAGUCAACCAACUUCACAGUCAAGCCUGUCGCUUAGGAGCACAUUGUUAGUCACUUCUUCGCGGAGUCCCAUCGCAAGCACAACUGUCCCACUUACAUCGACAACCGCAGCUUCCUAUUGUUCGGCUACUCCAACAACGACCAGCCUUUGCUCCACCUACAACCACCAAGCACUCAAUGUCAAUAGCGACGGCUACUGCUACGAAGUUGAGUGCGCGACAUCGCUGCAGGGAACUGUCCUAACUGGGAACUCCACAACGGCCACUUCGCUCAAAAAUUGUGUGGGCUACUGCACGAACUAUAACGUUGCGCUGCCAUUUGGAUGUAUUGGCGUCAGCUAUCUUGGUUCAUCAAGUGGAAGCGGGCCCAACUGCCUUCUUUUGUCCAGUGUAACUGGGACGGUCUCCGAUGCAAAUGUCGAUAGUGCUCGGCUGCUUUACGGCGGAUAUCCCUCGAUCACCGACCCUAUCUUCACGCUUACAAGCACCACAACACCUUUUCCAGUGUCUUCACUCUCGUCACCGUUUGCUACAGCAUCAUCCAUCACCACAUCGACAACAUCAUAUGUCCCUACUAGUUGCGCGGCCGCUCCAACUGGCUCAGCAUCGGCGUGCCCAGGCAACUCUCCCACUUGCUACUCCUACAAUUUCCUCGGCAACAAUGCCGACUUUGAGAUAGAAUGCGCCACGGCCUUUACCGGUUCAAUGUCGCAACCGCUGUUGACAUUCGACUUGACAGACUGCAUCAACCAGUGUCAAUAUGCAAACGCUCUUAGAGUGAAUAGUUGUCUUGGAGUAACAUUCAUGGUGACAGACGUGAGUCAAGGGUCGAUCAACAAUUGCUUCCCUUACUCCACUUUGACCUGUGCUACUAGAGGCAAUGCUACCUUCAAUAGCGCUCGGAUGCUCUAUGCUGGGUAUCCCCAAAUGACUGAUUAUAAUGAUCCGAGUUUCGUGUGUGCAGGUUCUGGGGGAACGACGGCGACUACGGCCCCGACAUCUUCAUCCAGCGCAAGAGCGUCAACAACAACGAGUGUCACACAAGCGGCGACCACGGCUUCCACAUCUUCAACUACGGAUCUUUCUCAGGCCACUUCCACUAACUUCCCACUCGCUUACCCUCAGGACCCAGUCUGCAACAGUAAUCUCAUGUCAACAUACGAGGGUAGGAGAAAGAUCCGCGCGUUUAGGCCCAGUGUCGGUGACUAA